Molecule: messenger RNA, 1617 nt
Organism: Orbicella faveolata
Lineage: Eukaryota; Metazoa; Cnidaria; Anthozoa; Scleractinia; Merulinidae
Product: angio-associated migratory cell protein-like
Molecular function (GO): protein binding
Source: RefSeq, a predicted model, not a curated record
AGCAGUCACGAGCAGAGUUUUUCAGUGGAGGAGUUUACUUUUUAUUUGCGCGCUUAGUAAAGUGUUUCUUCUAGAGAUGGACGAAGAAAACAACCUAGAGAGUCCAGAAGAGGACAUUGAAUUUUUGGAGGAUGAUUUUGUAGAAGUGGUAGACUUGGAUGACGAGGGUGAAGCUGCAGAAGAUGGACUUGCUAUUGGAAUGGAAGACAUUGGAGUCAGUGAAGAAGUAGACAAUCAAGAAGAUGAAAAUGGUGCCAUAAGUGAAGACGACGAUGCAGACUUAUGCUAUGAAAAACAUACUGCCUCCAUUUUCUCAGUGUCAAUUGACCCAGUAAACAAUUCCAUGGCAGUUUCUGGAGGAGAAGAUGACAAGGCGUAUGUUUGGCGAAUACAAGAUGGAGAGACUCUCAUGGAAUGCCGUGGUCACAAGGACUCAGUGACGUGUACAGCUUUCAGCCAUGAUUCUAAACUUGUUGCUACUGGUGAUAUGAGUGGCUUGAUCACAGUUUGGGAUGUCGCUACGCAAAAAGAAGUCUGGAAUUUUGAGACGACAGACCUAGAGUGGUUAGAGUGGCAUAAUGAAGCAAAUAUAUUACUAGCUGGUACAGCAGAUGGUAAUGUAUGGAUGUGGAGGAUUCCCAGUGGAGACUGUAAAACAUUCCAAAGUCAUGGCUGCCGAUCAACUUGUGGAGUAUUCAUGAAUGACGGUAAAAGAGCCAGUGUUGGAUAUGAAGAUGGCACCCUUAAAGUUUGGGAUUUGAGGCAAGGGAUGCACACUUUUCAUCUAUCAGAUGGCACGUCUCACCAAGGCUCAAUCACCUGCGUAGAUGCACACAGAGACAAUGUACUUGUAGCAACAGGAUCAGAAGACUCGACAGUUAAAGUAGUGAAUACCAACAGUGGCAAGGUACUGAGUACAUUAGCAGCAGGUUUUCAAUCUGAUGAUAGCGAUUCACCACCUUCCAUUGAAGCUGUUGGAUUCUCUCCUCAGCAACCCAUGCUGGCAACUGCAUCCUUGAGUGGCGUCCUUGGUAUAUGGGAUCUCUCGUCAUACAGACUUCGCCAACAGUGUAAACAUCCUGGUGGGGUAGUGCAAUUGAAGUGGGAUCAUUCAACACCUCUUGUCUACACUGGAUGUCUGGAUGGUGUGGUCAGACUUUGGGACAGUCGUUCAGGAAGCUGUGAGAGAGAAUGGCGUGGCCACAAUGGAGAAAUCCUAGAUCUUGCUGUGUCAAGAGAUGGUAGCUUUCUAGUGACAGGAUCAGGGGACAGUACAGCAAGAGUAUUUACAGUGCAAACACCCGGAAGAUGACAAUAAAAAACAACACUAAAGAUGUCUUAAAAUACUAUUUAGCACAUAAUGAUUCCCUUCCCAGUACAAAGUUCUCGACCCUUGCAUAGCACUGCCGCCUUCAUACUCUAAUGUUGGAAGAGACCUUGCCUUGGACUGGUUACAAACCCUGGAUUACUUUUUAGUCGAGGUUUUCGCAAGUACAGUUGAUGAAAGCCACGUUAUGAGCCGGUGUUCACAUCGCUGAAAUCGAUAAAAUUUUAACAGAAGUUAAGACGUAAUCCGAUAGAAAAUCGAGCAAUUUCAGGUUUUAGUGGACAAAAAUC